Onychostoma macrolepis is the source of this 3059-nucleotide messenger RNA. RefSeq names its product zinc finger DHHC-type palmitoyltransferase 3b (gene zdhhc3b). Lineage: Eukaryota; Metazoa; Chordata; Actinopteri; Cypriniformes; Cyprinidae. Bases 275 to 1177 code for a protein of 300 amino acids. Gene Ontology annotation, molecular function: protein-cysteine S-palmitoyltransferase activity. Gene Ontology annotation, biological process: protein targeting to membrane; peptidyl-L-cysteine S-palmitoylation. Gene Ontology annotation, cellular component: Golgi apparatus; endoplasmic reticulum. The record is from RefSeq and is a predicted model, not a curated record. The transcript is spliced from 7 exons.
GGAAGUGCGGACUGGGCAACUGUGCUGGGUGUGUUUGACGCCAGUAACAGAAACUUCCUGGUUGUCGUGCUUCACCUGCCGAAACUGAAGCAAUAAUUUACACAAAAGCACAAUAGCCUGCUUUAUAUAUACAACAAACUGACAUUUCAUCGCUACCUCACGUCUCCUGUGUGGAAGCGGAGAGAAAACUCAUCAUUUAAAGCAGAGAAAUCAGUGACGCGCUGCUGGAGGAUCAAAAGAACACGGAGGAUGAGGGUGUUUCCCGGUGGAAAGGAUGAAGAGUUCCCCAGCUAACCGCAGUCGGGACAUCGAGCGUCAGGCAGGAUAUCUGCGUCCGGAGCACUGCGCGCCGCCCCCUCCGCGGACACACUCAGCCGACGACAUGUGGUUCAUCCGGGACGGCUGCGGCAUCGUGUGCGGCGUGAUCACAUGGAUGCUGGUCUUCUUCGCCGAGUUUGUGGUCGUCUUCGUAAUGCUGCUGCCGUCGAAGAGUGUGGUGUACAGCCUAAUUAACGGCGCCUUGUUUAACGGACUGGCCUUCCUCGCCCUGGCAUCACACUUCAAGGCCAUGUGCACCGACCCGGGAGCCGUUCCAAAGGGAAACGCCACUAAAGAGUUUAUCGAGAGUCUGCAGCUCAAGCCUGGACAGGUGGUGUAUAAAUGUCCCAAAUGUUGCAGCAUCAAACCUGAUAGAGCUCAUCACUGCAGUGUGUGUAAGCGCUGUAUCAAGAAGAUGGACCAUCAUUGUCCCUGGGUCAACAACUGUGUGGGAGAGAGCAACCAAAAAUACUUUGUGCUUUUCACUAUGUACAUUGCUUUGAUUUCUCUUCAUGCUCUCAUCAUGGUCGCUGUCCAUUUUAUCUUCUGUUUUGACGAAGACUGGGCAAAGUGCAGUUCCUUCUCUCCUCCGACGACCGUCAUCCUCCUCAUCCUCCUGUGCUUUGAGAGUCUGCUCUUCCUCAUUUUCACUGCUGUGAUGUUCGGCACGCAGAUCCACUCCAUCUGUAACGAUGAGACUGGAAUUGAGCAGCUGAAGAAAGAAGAGAAACGAUGGGCCAAAAAGUCCAAGUGGAUGAACAUGAAGGUGGUGUUCGGUCACCCGUUCUCUGUGGCCUGGCUGAGUCCGUUUGCCCCGCCGGAUCACGGGAAGGCCAAUCUCUACCAGUAUGUGGUCUGAGAAGACCGACCCGACACGUCACCUGCUCUGUCUCUACACAAACAUCUCUCUUUGCUUUUAACUCUGUCUGCUCUGAAAGACCUCACCGCACAGAAAACCACGCCACGCUGCUCUAGUGGCCUCUUUACGCUCAUGGAGACACUGACGGUCUGAUGGAGAGUGAAACUGAUGUCCUGAGCACCGCUGGCCCAGCUGCACUGUUAUAACCAAUCCCGCACUGUGAACACUGUCGUUUACCAAUGAUGUUUGUGAUGAAUUGGAUCUAGUCUGGUGAGAUUCUAGAGGCCUUGACUAUGGAACUUACUAACCGUCACCAGCCGUGGCAAAUAACUGAAGUGUUUCUUUUUGAUGUUGUUUUUUUCUUGAUUGACAGAUGCCUUUACAUUCGCUGGUUAAUUAGGAAAUGCCUUUUCUUUUUUCAUUCUCUGCUCAAGCCUUAGCACAGAAACGCUGCUGUAGUGUGAGGAAUCUUUCGUUGCCAAAUUUUAUUCCAUUAUGAAAAGUAAAAUGACACACAAUCAUCUUUUUUCCCUUUCUUGAUCAAAACAAAUUAAUUUGCAUAACACUAAUGGGUGAAUAUCAUGAAAACAUGUCUGGGCCAUGUUCCAUACCAAAAUCUUUUUCUUUUUUGCAUUGUGACAUUAUUUUCAUGACAAUUAAAUACAUUAUACUAUCAAAUUUACAUAAUUGUAAUUUGUAUUGUAUUAUUUUUGUUAUUUUUUGGUGAUUCUAGCACUCAAUGCUGAUUCUUGUUACUGUAAUAGUCAUUUUUACACUCUUUUUUUUCAUUAAAGUAAUCAUAGAUAUUUAUUAUUGUCUUGGAAAUAAUAUUUGUGAUUACUAGGUCAUGUCUCUUUAUACUAAAUACAGCUUUUUCUUUUUUGUAUUUUCUAUUUGUUUUAAAUCUUAUUCUCAUUGGUAAUUCUCAUUAUUGUAAUAAAGUUUUUACUUAAUUACAUUGUUAGCAAACAGUACAUAUAUAAUGCAUUAAAUAACUAUUAAAUGUUAUUUAAAUUUUUUUAUAUAUAUAUAUAUAUAUAUAUCAUUAAAAUAAUAGAUUUGCCUGGUGCAUUUUGCCUGGUAAUUCUUUAAAAAAAAAAUUUUUUUUCUGUUGAUUUUGGGAUGAAAUAUGGUGUUUUAAAACAUGUUUUAUGAGAUUAAUCCGAUUCAUUUCUGAAUGCAGUAGCUCAUUGCAGACCUAGAUAUAUGGUUAUGACUGUAAUAAAACAUUUGCAAUACUUUGAGCCGUUCUUUGGGCGGUUUUCACUGUCUCUCGGCGGUGGUGCUCAUGGAUUUCAGUAACGGUGUCACUACAGUAUUCCAGUCUUCCUGAAUCCAGACGGCUGCUUUCUUUGUCCUGUGACUCCUCAGGUUCAUAUGAUGUUCUUAUCAAUCCUGCUUCUCUUUUAAAUCCAGCUCAGACCAUCAGAUGCUCAGCGUCUGCAGCCUCGAAAGCUUUGAAACUGUGGAGACUGACAGCUGUAGACGUUUUCGGGCUUGUUUUAUGAUGUCGGGUCAUGUGGUUUGGAAGCCUCACUUUGCUGCUUAUGACUGAAAGUUUGUUGGUUGGGUUUCAAUGCAUUGAAAUGUUCGACGGCUCUGCUGUUGGAUCAGUAUUUCCCAUCUGCUCUCUGAGUUACGGGUCUCUACGGGUCGCUCAUAAUCACUGCUGUUCACAGGCCUGAUGUAAAGGACCGCCGUUUCUUUUUCCAUUUUCUUUGCACAUUCUUUUGCCUGUUUUUAGUUUAUUCUGUCUUUUUUAAUGCUUUAUGUUGUGCAUGUAUUUUAAAUAUAUCAGUAUCUUAAUGCAGUUUUGGGUGUUUCGGGUUGCUUUCACUUUGAAAGUCAAGUCAAUAAAUUUCUCUUUCUGUUGUUUUUCCAA